Molecule: messenger RNA, 1842 nt
Organism: Schizosaccharomyces osmophilus
Lineage: Eukaryota; Fungi; Ascomycota; Schizosaccharomycetes; Schizosaccharomycetales; Schizosaccharomycetaceae
Gene: bdf1
Product: Swr1 complex bromodomain subunit Bdf1
Exons: 1
Coding region: 1-1842 (613 amino acids)
Biological process (GO): regulation of DNA-templated transcription; chromatin remodeling
Cellular component (GO): nucleus; chromatin
Molecular function (GO): protein binding
Source: RefSeq, a predicted model, not a curated record
AUGAGCGGAGAGUCGCACAGUAAUGAUGUCAAAUCCGAAUCAAAUGAAGAUCAAUUUCCUAUGGAAACCGCGGCCGUAAAUGACGAGAAUGACGGUUUGGGGCCGUCGGAAGUUCCUGUGAAGACGGAAGAACAGGAUACAGAUACAGGUUCCAAGAAACGGGACGUUUCCGGAAAGCAAGUUAAUGAAGCCACUGAACCAUCAGAAGAGGAUGCGAUGAAAUUUGAAGAGCCUUCCGAGUCUCAAUCCCAGUCCCAAAGUCUAACCCAAUCUCAGGAACCUGUAGAGAAAAGACAGCGAGGGGAUGGAAUGCCUCCUCCUCAACAAAAGUAUUGCGCCGCCAUUGUUCGCCAACUCAAACGGACCAAAGAUUCAGCGCCUUUUCGUGCUCCAGUAGAUCCCGUCAAACAAAAUAUCCCCGAUUAUCCCACCAUUGUCAAACAGCCCAUGGAUUUAGGAACCAUUGAGAAAAAAACAAGUAACCGCAUUUAUUCUUCACCACAAGAAUUCAUUGAUGAUAUGAAUUUGAUGUUUUCUAAUUGCUUUUUAUACAAUGGUACGAAUUCCCCGGUCGGUUCCAUGGGAAAGAGUUUGCAGACGGUAUUUGAACGCCAAUUAAAGCAAUUACCAGAUUCAGAUCAAGCCCCAGCACCAGUAUCCAAAAAAACCAAACAAAAGCCAUCUCCAGCCCCUGUUGCUGUUGCGACCGCCCCAACUCCUGCUGCUUCUACCCGUACCCGAAGAAGCUCGUCCGUUUCUUCACUGUCUCGUCCUUCCAUUUCUUCUGCUCCCCCUUCUGCCGUUCCCUCUGCUACUUCUCCGCCGCUUGUUGAAGGCAAACCGAAACGUCGAAAGAACAACUCUCAAAUGCGGUACUGUACCACGAUAUUAAAGGAAAUUUAUAAACGACAGUACGAGCCAUUUGUCUUCCCCUUUUACCAGCCGGUAGAUCCAGUGGCUUGUGAUUGUCCCGACUAUUUUGAAGUAGUUAAAUAUCCCAUGGAUUUGAGUACUGUCCAAGCAAAACUCAGUAAAAACGAAUAUGAAGUACCAGAUGAAUUUGAGUCAGAUAUACGAUUGAUGCUUGAUAAUUGUUUCACAUAUAAUCCUCCUGGAACCCCGGUUCAUCUUAUGGGUCGACAACUUGAAGAUUUGUUUAAUGAAAAGUGGAAUGCUCGUCCCAAAUAUGAUGAUGUCACCCUUAAUAAACAACAGGCUGUUGAGACCGCUUCCUUGUUAUAUGAAAACGGCGAUGAAGAAGCUUUUUUGUCGGAAGAAGAAGUAAAUGGUGACAAGUUUGCCGCCGUGGAUAAACAAAUAUCCAUGCUCCAAGACACCCUAGAAGCUAUGAAAGCAAAGAAAAUGAAACGCAUGCGUAAGCCUCGGCGCCGUGACUCCAACAAAGAAUACGGGCCUAUCACGUAUGCUAUGCAAACUGAAUUGGCUGAGAGAUGCAAUUAUUUAACUGCAGAACAAUUAUCCACAGUUGCAGAAAUUUUAAGAGAAGAAAUGCCUUGGUUGCGGGAUACGGAUGAAAUCGAAAUAGAUGUUGGAAAUAUGAAACCAGAAACUUUUCAUCGUAUUUAUCGGUUUGUCUGUAAACCCGAAGCAACUUCCUCUGAUCCACCUUCUCCUUCUUUGAUGCCAUCUAGACACGAGAAAAAGAAAGGCAGAGUGCUUUCGGAAACCGAACAGGCAGAUAAAAUUCGGCGUUUACAGCAGCAGUUGGAUCGUUUUGCUGGCAAAGCGUCCGAUGCACCCCUAGGGCAGUCCCAUGAAUAUGAUAGAACAUCCGAGUCUGCUGAAAGCGAUAAUGAAAGUGAGAGCAGUGAAUCAGAAUAA